Macadamia integrifolia is the source of this 4135-nucleotide messenger RNA. RefSeq names its product cell division cycle 5-like protein. The transcript has 4 exons. Gene Ontology annotation, biological process: mRNA splicing, via spliceosome. The coding region runs from base 454 to 3792 and encodes 1112 amino acids. The record is from RefSeq and is a predicted model, not a curated record. Gene Ontology annotation, cellular component: Prp19 complex; spliceosomal complex. Lineage: Eukaryota; Viridiplantae; Streptophyta; Magnoliopsida; Proteales; Proteaceae.
CGCAGCCAAUAGAACAGCGGGAGAGAGUAUAUACUUAAGGCCCAUUGAAAUGGUUGAAUACAUACUGGUGGGCAACGGUGCAGAGAAUAUGCUCGCGUCGUUUAUUCUUUUGGCUUCGUAGAGGGAGCGGUCAGAUUUUUGGAGAAGGGAUCACUUCAAACCCUACGAGGGAGGAGACAGAGUUGCAGAACGAGGUUUAAACGGUAGACUUGGGGGGUGAGAGAGAGAGAGGGAGAGAGAGUUAGGUUUAAUCUUCAUUAGGAUCACGAAGUUGCAGAGAGCGCGGGUUUGGAAAACCCUCGAUUGGGUCUCAUUUUCCAUUUUUAGCAAAUUCCAGUCUCAUUUUCCUUCUUGUUGAUCUGAAAGAGGUAUAUGAAGCUCUGUAAUCUGAUCUGCAAAGUCUACAUCUUCAGCCAUUAAGUAAGAAGCAGAGCGAAACAAAAAAGAGUCAAGAUGAGGAUUAUGAUAAAGGGUGGUGUGUGGAAGAACACGGAAGAUGAGAUCCUCAAAGCGGCGGUUAUGAAAUAUGGGAAGAAUCAAUGGGCUCGGAUCUCUUCGCUUCUUGUUCGCAAGUCGGCGAAGCAGUGCAAGGCUAGGUGGUAUGAGUGGCUCGAUCCAUCCAUAAAAAAGACUGAAUGGACCAGAGAAGAAGAUGAAAAGCUGCUUCAUCUUGCUAAACUCAUGCCCACACAGUGGAGAACAAUUGCCCCUAUUGUGGGCCGAACUCCAUCUCAAUGCCUUGAGCGUUAUGAGAAACUGCUUGAUGCUGCCUGUGUCAAGGAUGAAAACUAUGAACCCAGUGAUGACCCACGGAAAUUGCGACCUGGUGAGAUUGAUCCGAACCCAGAAUCCAAACCUGCACGUCCAGACCCUGUUGAUAUGGAUGAGGAUGAAAAAGAAAUGCUAUCAGAAGCAAGGGCUCGGUUAGCAAACACCAGGGGAAAGAAGGCAAAGAGGAAAGCAAGGGAGAAACAGCUUGAAGAGGCCAGAAGGCUUGCUUCUUUACAGAAGCGGAGGGAAUUAAAGGCCGCUGGCAUUGAUAAUAGACAUAGGAAGAGGAAAAGGAAGGGGAUAGACUACAAUGCAGAGAUCCCCUUCGAGAAGAAACCACCACCAGGGUUUUUUGAUGUUGCAGAUGAAGAGAGACUGGUGGAACAGCCUAAGUUUCCAACAACUAUUGAAGAACUUGAGGGGAAAAGGAGGGUAGACAUAGAAGCUCAAUUAAGAAAGCAAGAUACUGCAAAAAACAAAAUUUCACAGAGACAGGAUGGUCCUUCUGCUAUUUUGCAAGUCAACAAGCUGAAUGAUCCUGAGACAGUCAGGAAGAGAUCGAAACUGAUGCUUCCUGCACCACAGAUUUCAGAUCAUGAAUUGGAAGAAAUUGCUAAGAUGGGCUAUGCAAGUGACCUUAUUGCAGGGAGUGAGGAACUUUCAGAAGGAAGUGGUGCUACACGGGCUCUUCUAGCAAGUUAUGCUCAGACGCCACGACAAGGGAUGACUACGCUGCGGACCCCUCAGAGAACGCCUGCUGGGAAAGGUGAUGCCAUUAUGAUGGAAGCUGAAAACCUUGCAAGAUUGAGGGAGUCACAAACACCAUUAUUGGGUGGGGAGAAUCCCGAAUUGCACCCGUCUGAUUUUUCAGGUGUUACUCCUAAGAGAAGGGAGAUUCAAACUCCAAACCCAAUGGCUACCCCUUCAUCCACACCUGGACCCAUGGGUCUUACUCCAAGAAUUGGCAUGACUCCAUCAAGGGAUGGCUACUCUUUUGGUAUGACUCCAAAAGGAACACCUAUCAGAGAUGAGCUUCAUAUAAAUGAAAUGGAUAUGCAUGAUAAUGCUAAGCUUGAACUCCGGAGGCAAGCUGAGGUUAGAAGAAACUUGCGUUCUGGUUUAACCAAUCUUCCACAGCCAAAAAAUGAAUACCAAAUAGUCAUCCAGCCGCCUCCAGAAGAAAAUGAAGAGCCAGAAGUUAAGAUUGAAGAAGAUAUGUCAGAUAGGAUGGCUAGAGAAAAGGCAGAGGAAGAAGCAAGGCAGCAGGCAUUGCUUCGAAAAAGAUCAAAAGUGCUUCAGAGGGAACUGCCUAGACCUCCUGCUGCUUCGCUGGAACUUGUUAAGAAAUCAUUGCUGAGAGCUGAUGAAGACAAGAGUUCUUUUGUACCUCCUACUUCGAUUGAGCAGGCUGAUGAAAUGAUAAGAAAGGAACUCCUGAAUUUAUUGGAGCAUGAUAAUGCUAAGUUUCCAUUUGAAGAAAAAGUAGAAAAAGAGAAAAAGAAAGGGGUCAAGCGCUCUUCAAGUGGAAAGUCUGCUGUUUCAGUCCCAGUUAUAGAAGACUUUGGAGAAGAUGAACUGAAAGAGGCUGAUUCAUUUAUACAGGAAGAUGUUCAGUUUCUUCGUGUGGCGAUGGGGCAUGAGAACGAGUCCUUCAACGAAUUUGUUGAAGCACAUAAGACAUGUCUCAAUGAUCUGAUGUUUUUCCCUACACGCAACGCUUAUGGUCUCUCCAGUGUUGCUGGAAACAUGGAGAAACUUGCUGCAAUGCAGAGUGAAUUUGAAAAUGUCAAAAAGAAAAUGGAUGAUGAAGCUAAGAUGGCACACCGCCUUGAGCAGAAGAUAAAACUUCUUACUCAUGGAUAUCAGAUGCGGGCUGGAAAACUUUGGUCCCAAAUUGAGGCCACCUACAAGCAGAUGGACACCGCUGGUAUGGAAGUUGAAUGCUUCCAAGCUUUACAAAAGCAAGAGCAGUUGGCGGCAGUCAACAGGAUCAACAGUUUCUUGGAGGAAGUAAAGAAGCAGGAGGAGCUGGAGAAAACUCUACAAAGGCGCUAUGAGAAUCUGAUUGAAGAACAAGAUAGGAUGCAAAGGGUCCUAGAAGAGUACAAACUACAAGCACAAAAACAGGAAGAAAUAGCAGAAAAAAAUCAUGCUCUUGAGUUGUUGGAGCCUGUUACAAAUCAAACUGACAUGCCAAGUGCAGCAUCUAGUGAACCUGUAGCUUCUAUGGAAGUGAAUGAGACCUCUAUGUCAGUUGAACAUCAACGUGAUGGAGCUACUAUUGAGCAAGUAGAUGCUGCCCUAGAACAACCAAUUCAUCCAAGCCGAAAGGAUGCUGAUGGGGUUCACCAGUCAGGUGAGGGCAUGGAUCUAGAUGUAGUCCAUGGUGAUGCUAGUGCUGCAAAAGAAGAGAAGGAAACAGUUGUGCUGAUUAAUGGGAAUGAAGCACCUAGUGAUACUCAACUCUCCAGUGCUGAUGGUUACCACCCAAGUGGUGUCUUGUCCCAAAGCCAUACUAUCCCUAUUGAAGAAUCUGUUGACAAUGGUGAUGCUCUUUCAAGUUCUAUUGGUGCAGAGAGGACCAAGAUGAUGGUUGAUCAAUGUGACCAGAUAGCUGAUGGCACCAACAACAGUUUUGGAGUUAUCACAGAGGAGGUACAUGAUAUGCCUCAUUGUAGUACUUUGGAGUCCAAGUCACAAGUGGAGGAUGAUCAUGUUGUUACAGAAGCAGGGAAACCCGAUGGUGCUAUAAUCAAACCAGAUGAAGGUUUUCAGGAGACGACACAUGAUGGUUAUGGUAAUGGGGAUUUCAAGCUGGCUCCUACCAGUGAAGAUUGUGUGGUUAAUUCAGAUGGGGGCACAAUAGGGAAAACCGUGGAUGCAGUUGGUGGUGAAAAUGAAGUUGUGGAUGGUAAAGAUUCGGUAUCUGGUUCUGAUGGUGGGGAUCUCAACGACAAGCCUGCUGGAACUGUGACUACUUUCAACAAAAUAGAACAAGCAACAACAAUGUUGGAUGAGUGAUGAGGAUUGUUCUAUGUAAUAUCUUUCUGAGGAAAGUAGAAUAUGUAACAGCUCACCGUGCACCAUUUGAUGGUUUCUUAGGAUUGAUGAAGGUGUCAAGCUGAUUCACUUGCUUAAUCUUUCUGUGUCAAUUGGAUCGUCAUUGGUAGCUGCAAUUUUUCCAUUUAGGUUCCCCCAAGGAUUUGAGGCCCCUUACGUAUCGCCAUUAAGAGUGGGAGAGUUAAAUGCUGUCAUAUAUUUGUUUGUAUUCAUGACAUUGUAUGAAUUUGAGACUGCCAAGGUGAUGGCUCUGUGAAAAGAAAAUGCUUUAGAGGGAGUUGAAUAAAUUUUAGACGUUGUGGGA